AUGAACCUUGAAGAAGCCUAUAUGGAUCUUGAGGCUCAAUUAAAAAUGUCACCACAAACCAUUCCCUACGUGACUCUCGACGUCUUCACCAAAACCAUUUUCGAGGGAAACCCCCUCGGAGUCGUCUUCCUCCCUUCACCCACAGCCAUAACUCAGAAACAAAAGCAACAAAUCGCCAAAGAAUUCAACUAUUCAGAAACCAUAUUUGUGCACCCUGUUGAUUCGCAGAGACCUACGGCGCAAAGGAUUGAUAUCUUUACUACGACUGAUGAAUUGCCGUUUGCGGGCCAUCCCACAAUCGGUGCUGCGUCGUGGGUUCUGUUCCUAUCUGAUGACAAUGUGUCCAAGGUGAACACGAUUUUGACCAAAGCUGGUCCAAUUCCUAUUUCCUUAAAACCGACAAAAUCCGAUGAAGCCUCUGCUCUGAUUCCGCAUAAUGUGAGGAUUCAUCAGAAGAGGUUCCCAUUUCGGGAAUUGUUGAGAUUACAUCCUUCUGUUGAGCCGUUUCUUAACGCUGCCGAAACUGAAAGCGGGAAAGGAUUCCCAAUUGUCUCGAUUGUGAAUGGUAUGACACAGAUUCAUGUUGAGUUACCGAGUCUCGAGGCACUGGCAGCUGUUGGACCAGCUGUGGGGGGAGAAUCUGUUCCUGUCACUGAUAUCACGCAAGGCGGUUAUCUGGAUGAAGGGUGGGGUGGACAUGGCCACGUCGUUGUAUAUUUCUAUGUCAGGAACGUUGUGGAUGAAGUUACUGGUAAGAAAGUCAUAAGGACAAGAAUGUUUCUAGAGUCAGAGGAGGAUCCGGCAACGGGGAGUGCGGCGAGUGGGUUGGCUUCAUAUCUUGUUUUGAGUGAUGCUGGUGCUGCUGGCCAACUGCAGCAUGAUUUCCAUGUUGUGCAGGGUGUAGAGAUCGGACGGAGAAGUGAUAUUGGUCUUCGAGUCGUUUUGAAGGAGAAGGGUGAGGGAAUUGAGUCGGUUGAGCUGAGUGGAAGCUCGGUUAAGGUUGCAAAGGGUGAAAUAAGGGUGAAUUAA
Molecule: messenger RNA, 1029 nt
Organism: Talaromyces stipitatus ATCC 10500
Lineage: Eukaryota; Fungi; Ascomycota; Eurotiomycetes; Eurotiales; Trichocomaceae
Product: phenazine biosynthesis-like protein, putative
Exons: 2
Coding region: 1-1029 (342 amino acids)
Biological process (GO): biosynthetic process
Cellular component (GO): cytoplasm
Molecular function (GO): isomerase activity
Source: RefSeq, a predicted model, not a curated record